Adelges cooleyi (spruce gall adelgid) is the source of this 1764-nucleotide messenger RNA. RefSeq names its product skin secretory protein xP2-like. Gene Ontology annotation, biological process: muscle contraction. The record is from RefSeq and is a predicted model, not a curated record. Gene Ontology annotation, cellular component: troponin complex. The transcript has 12 exons. Lineage: Eukaryota; Metazoa; Arthropoda; Insecta; Hemiptera; Adelgidae. Bases 129 to 1496 code for a protein of 455 amino acids.
GUUGCUGAUCUCUUCCUAGAUAGAAACUGUGCAAAGAGUCUCCUUCAAUCCGGUGAGGACAGCCGUGCCGCCGACAAGCUCAGACUCGUUAUUAUCGCGUCCGGCCCAAUAGCAAAACCGCAGCAAACAUGGAUGAUGAAGCGAAGAAAGCCAAACAGGCGGACAUCGACCGCAAGAGGGCGGAAGUCCGGAAAAGAAUGGAAGAAGCUUCCAAAGCCAAGAAGGCCAAAAAGGGUUUCAUGACUCCGGACAGAAAGAAGAAACUUCGUCUGCUUUUGAGAAAGAAAGCGGCCGAAGAGCUGAAGAAAGAACAGGAGCGUAAAGCCGCCGAAAGGAGAAGAAUCAUCGAAGAACGGUGUGGGCAACCCAAGAAUGUGGACGACGCCGGCGAAGAGGAAAUUGGCGAGAUAUGCGAAGAGUUGUGGAAGCGGGUAUAUCACUUGGAAGGCGUUAAAUUUGAUUUAGAAAGAAUUAUCAGGAUGAAAGUUUUCGAGAUCAGCGAAUUGAACAGCCAAGUAAACGACUUAAGAGGAAAAUUCGUCAAACCAACUUUGAAAAAAGUGUCCAAGUAUGAAAAUAAAUUUGCCAAACUACAAAAGAAAGCUGCCGAGUUCAACUUCAGAAAUCAACUGAAGGUCGUGAAGAAAAAGGAAUUCACCUUAGAAGAAGAAGAUAAAGAGAAAAAGCCGGACUGGUCAAAGAAGGGCGAUGAAAAGAAGGGCGAAGGAGAAGAAGAAGGCGAAGACGAUAACAAGACGGACGACGGUCUGACUACUGAAGGCGAAUCGGAUGCGGGAGCUUUGACUGAUGCCACCGACGACCAUGGUCUAAGUGAUGCCGAAGUGAUCGAACCCGAACCAGAGGUUGAACCCGAACCAGAACCACAACCACCAUCUCCGGCACCCGAAGAACUUUGGGCGUACCUGAAGGACACGGUUUGUUCGAACAACCCUCUGAGCGUUGACGAUUUGGUCGAUAAACUCAUGACAGCCGUGACGGCUAUACCACAACCGUUGCUCAACUCGGUCGUCAAAGACACCAUCAAGAAACAACAGUCGGUGGACGAAGGACUCGAAGGUGGACCUCCAGCUGAAGGCGAUCCUAAUGCGCCAACGGUGGAUGGUACACCUGCAGAUUCAACUGCUCCUGCUGACCCAGCAGCGCCGACUGAUCCGGCUGCAGCACCAAAUGAUUCCGCUAUAAUUCCUUCUGCUGUCCCGACUGACCCUGCCGCAACUCCAACCGAUCCUGCUGCUGCUCCGGCUGAUCCCGCUGCAACUCCUGCAGAUCCUGCUGCAGCUCCUGCGGAUCCUGCUGCAACUCCUGCGGAUCCCGCUGCAGCUCCUGUGGAUCCCGCUGCAACUCCUGCUGAACCCGCUGCAGAUCCUGCUGUAGCUCCAGCUGUGAUUGAUGAAUCAGCCAAGUCUGAAGACACGCCAGCGCAGCCCGCCGAUACAGCACCAGCAGCGGAGACACCAGCAGUUGCUGCCGAAUAAUUCUUAGUUGAUCCAAUCCCAAACCGAGACUUUCAAUCGUGCAUCUUGUAAAUGUUUUGAUUAUAAAUUGACUGGACUGCUGAAAUAAUCGUUAUUGUAUAUUUUGAGCUAUUGGGUUAAUUUUAUUGUAAAUUUUACCAAUUGUGUAUUUUUAAUACUGUAUAAAAAUAUACCUAGUGUUCAACAAUCUACAAUAAAAGCCUAAAUACGUCAGGCUUUAUGUAUAAAGAAGAAAUGAUUAAAUGUAACAUUCAAUAUUCACACUAAA